Messenger RNA from Coregonus clupeaformis (lake whitefish), 2395 nucleotides. Its product is annotated as voltage-dependent calcium channel gamma-1 subunit-like. Gene Ontology annotation, biological process: regulation of calcium ion transmembrane transport via high voltage-gated calcium channel; calcium ion transmembrane transport. Lineage: Eukaryota; Metazoa; Chordata; Actinopteri; Salmoniformes; Salmonidae. Bases 206 to 901 code for a protein of 231 amino acids. The record is from RefSeq and is a predicted model, not a curated record. Gene Ontology annotation, molecular function: calcium channel regulator activity; voltage-gated calcium channel activity. The transcript is spliced from 4 exons. Gene Ontology annotation, cellular component: L-type voltage-gated calcium channel complex; membrane.
GCUGGAGAGAGAGAGGAGACGUUUGGUGCUUUACUGAGGCUGCUGGAGAAGACAGACAGACACAUUCUUAAUGCUGCUUUCUAGGAGCUAGACAAUCUCACAGGAACCUUUACUAUUAUACACAACAACACACACACACUUCAUACACUCUCUGAACCCACACACACCCCACCCACACACACCCCACACACACUCUCUCAGCAUCAUGUUGGAGGAGAAGAAGACCAAGGUGAAGAUCACGUUCUUCGUCAUCCUGGUGGGCAUCUCCUGCAUGCUGGCUGCCAUGGUGACGGACCACUGGACUGUACUGAGUCCGCCGUUUGACAAAUUCAACGCCACCUGCGAGACGGCCCACUUUGGCCUCUGGAAGCUCUGCAUGAAGACCAUCUUCAUGGUGGAAGAGGACCCAGAGGGCCAGGGCUGUGGCCCCAUCAGUCUGCCCGGAGCCAAGAACUGCUCCUACUUCAAACACUUCACUAAGGAAGAAGAGGCAGAAGGGUUUGAAGCCAAAACUCAGAAAGAGUACAACCUCUCAGCAGCGGCCAUCGCUGUGUUCAGCCUGGCCUUCAUGACCCUAGGGUCGCUGUGCGUCAUGUGCUCCUUCGGGAAGGGGCGGGACUACCUGCUGAGGCCUGCUGGGAUGUUCUUUGCCUUCGCAGGUCUCUGCAUCAUCAUCUCUGUGGAGGUGAUGCGUAACUCCACCAAGCGGAUGAUUGACAGUGAGGAGACCGUCUGGGAACAGUACUACUACUCCUGGUCGUUUGAAUGUGCCUGCGCCUCCUUUGUCCUCCUGGUCUUCAGUGGCCUCAGCCUGUUGAUCAUCUCCAUGCCCCAGAUGCCACGCAACCCCUGGGAGACCUGUAUGGAUGCAGAGCCAGACUCUAUGGAGCCCUUAGACUAGUGGUAGUAGAUCAGACUAGAACAGAUUAGACCUGACCAGAUCAACUCUUGGGAGACCUGCAUGGACACAGUCAGACUCCAUGGAGCCCAUAGACUAGUAGUAGACUCCACUAGAACAGACCAGAUAAGAAAAGAUUGAAACAGAACUGACCAGACUAGUCUAGUCUAGACCAGACCAGACCAGACUAGACCAGGGGAAUCUUCAACCAAGGCUGCCAAAACCAUACAUUUUUUAUAGAAUCCAACUGAAGAUAAACUAACUUGAGGCUGGUGGUGGGGGCAACAGAGUUAAGGAUACAGAGGAAUGAGAGUGGGGCACCCCGCCUAAGUAAUGGUAGAAGGGGAAACAAUACACUACACUGAUUGGUUUUAAGUGUACAGAUAAAGAUAAGAUGUAAGGCAGGAACUCUGAGCAGUCCUCGAGGGCCACAGAUGUUCGUUUCUUUGGUCCUUAACUGAUACAUUUGUUUCAUUGAUUGCAGAGAGUGUCCACUCUCCUGGUCCAUAUCAUCCGUUACUAAGCAACAGACACUGUGGCACUUGAGGACUGCCCUGAUAUAGGGUGUGUUCGUAAAUUCACCAUGGCAACCUACUCCAAUUGCAGACCACUCUGGUUGGAGAGUGCCAGAGCGCAGAAUAAUUUAUGAAUUUCCGAACUCCCUAAACUCGGUUGUUAUGACAGAUGUAAGUAAACAUCGACAAAAAAACGGAAUUCAAUUGUUGCCAGUAAUACAGUUACAUUCACUAACCCUCUUGAUAACAUGAAAACACUCUAGCACCUCUAGCAGCUCUGCAAUGGUGAGUAACAUGUUCAGAGUGAGGUGUUCUCUCAUUUGUGUCUGGAAGUAGCUAGCAAGUAAGCUAACCAAGUUUAGCCAGUUAGUGUGGGUGCUUGAUUGCCGUUGUGAGGUCAGAACGCUUGGAUCAACCCUACUUUCGUCCAGAGCAUCCAGUGUGUGCUCUGAACGCACCGAGAGCGAAACACUCUGAAUUUAUCAACGGACAAUCUGACAACGCUCUGAAUUUAGGAAUGGUCAAAGCACACUCUGAGCGCACUCUGUCACUCUAGAGACGAAUUUACGAACGCACCCAUAAUGUACAGUAUUAAAAUGUAACUUUUGCCAUAAAGUGACCACACAGACAGAAAGAGCUAAAGAACCUAGCAACAUAGUGAGCGGAUUAAUAUAGUUUGAGCUGUUGUCUUGUACACUUCUAAUAUAAGUGUCGCUUUAGCUUUCUACAUUUUUUUAAAUGAAAUAACUUAAUGCUUUAAUGAAUGUUGCAUCCAGGCAGCUACAAACAAUGUUUAUUUAUUUAACAUGUAUCAAUGGAUUAAACCAUAUUGAAGCUCCGGUGCAAUGCCUGUACAAGGAUCUACUGUGUUAGUUAGGUUGCUUUACUGCUGUUUGUUGUUUACAGAGACAACGUAGAAUACACAGCGUAUAUACAGUACUUGUAUGUUUUAAACAUGGGCCUAUAAAGAUGAUACAUAUAA